Molecule: messenger RNA, 534 nt
Organism: Amoebophrya sp. A25
Lineage: Eukaryota; Dinophyceae; Syndiniales; Amoebophryaceae
Source: the annotation of a GenBank genome assembly
AUGACUAUGAUGUGCAAUCAAAUCGUUAUUCAUCGCAUAAGACAGACGCUUUCUUCACUAUCUUGUUUCUCUGUGAUUCUAUCUAAUUUUCACGGUUUCGCUUUCUUCAUAAAUGAUUUUCUUUUUCUGACAUGCCUAGACCUAGAGCUAGACAAUGACAACAAACUACAAAUGAUAGUGCAACUUUCAUCUUACGACCUACUCUUGGUCUCUUCUUCGUUCAUCUAUUUUUACUGGUUUGACUUUCGAACGAUUGAAGACGGGCCAACAGCAAAACGCGGCAUUGGUAGAUACGGAAAAUGUUGAAGUCCGUCGUGCUUUGUUUCGGCUUUCUUGAUGACCCUGUGACUUAGACUUGUCACCUUUCGCUUUCGAAAAACGAGACUCUCUUGAUGUUGAUAAUUGUUGCCGAAAUUGUGGAACCAGCAAAUUAUAUAUUCGAGCCUGGAAUCCUUGAGCAAGCAGGACGAAGCGCCGAAGUGUCAUCGCUCUACUGGUACAACGGUUGCGGCUUUGAUAUUGCGUUCGCUAUUC